Messenger RNA from Mizuhopecten yessoensis (Yesso scallop), 7552 nucleotides. Its product is annotated as putative leucine-rich repeat-containing protein DDB_G0290503. Lineage: Eukaryota; Metazoa; Mollusca; Bivalvia; Pectinida; Pectinidae. The transcript is spliced from 9 exons. The record is from RefSeq and is a predicted model, not a curated record. Bases 82 to 5811 code for a protein of 1909 amino acids.
GAAGUUAUCAAGCAUGAAUGCGUGACAUUGUCAGACGAAGUUAUCCAGACAGAACACAAACUAAAUAUACAGACUCGGAGGAUGACAGACUGUAAGAAUGAACUGGAGAACUAUAGGAAGUCUCUACCCAAGGAAGAUGGCUCUCCAGAUACUCCCGAUACAGACAUGUUAAAACUACAGCAGGAAUGUGACAGCUUAAAAGAGACCAUUCGGCUGCUUGAGGAGGAAAAUGCAUCUUCUAAAACAGACUCUCGGGAAUCCACCAAUACCAUGCAAAAACUACAGCAGGAAUGUGACAGCUUAAAGGAGACCAUUCGGCUGCUUGAGGAGGAAAAUGUGUCUUCUAAAACAGACUCACAGGAAUCCACAACUACCAUGGAAAAACUACAGCAGGAAUGUGACAGCUUACAGGAGACCAUUCGGCUGCUUGAGGAGGAAAAUGUGUCUUCUAAAACAGACUCUCAGGAAUCCACAAAUACCAUGCGAAAACUACAGCAGGAAUGUAACAGCUUACAGGAGACCAUUCGGCUGCUUGAGGAGGAAAAUGUGUCUUCUAAAACAGACUCUCAGGAAUCCACAAAUACCAUGCAAAAACUACAGCAGGAAUGUUCUAUUCUCAAACUGCAAGUAGAGAAACUUGAAAAUGAAAGGAUAGAGUUGAUGAAGAAGGUAGAUAUUGAAAAUAACAAGAUGGCUACUUUGGCUGAUGAACAGUCUCAUAUGCAUGACGAAUUAACGGAUGUUAGAUACAAGAUUGAACAAGUGCCUGUUCUGAAAGACAGAUGUGAAAAACUUGAACAAGAAAAGGAAUCUCUUUUCACUGAACUUAACUCAUUAAAAGAGGAAGGGAAAAUAAAACCAGAAAUUCAAGAGAUAGAGUUGCAGAAUCUCAAAGAGACAGACAGCAGUUUGCAGCAAAAGCUUCAACAGGCAGAAGAAGAGAAGAUGCUGUUGAUGUCAAAAGUGGAGAGCUUACAAAGCGAGUGUCGGGAACAAUCAAUGGACAAUGGAAUGGCUACAAUGGAAGAGGAAUGUAACAGAUUGAGGGAGAUGGUCAAACAAUUUGAGGAAGAAAAGUUGACUUCUAAAACAGAGGAAGCAAAUUCAAAUGAAGCUGAUUCCAAUCAAGCCAUGCAAAAAUUACAGGAAGAAUGUUCUAUUCUGAAACUUCAAAUAGAGAAACUAGAGUCGGAGGGUAUUGAGUCAGUGGGAGGAUCAGAGACUGAAAGUAACAAAAUAGCUUUGCUGGAGGAGGAAUGUGAAGUGCUAAGAGCCACCGUAAAGGAUUUGGCUGAUGAACGUCUCAAUAUGCAGGAUGAAUUGACAGAUGUUGGCCACAGAAUCGAACAACUUCCCAUUAUGAAAGAGAAAUGUGAGGAACUAGUGCAAGAGAAGGAAUCGCUUCUCAUGGAAAUUGCUUCAUUGAAGGAGAUUGGAAAUGCAGGACCAGAAAUGCAAGAGGUUGAGUUACAGAUACUCAGAGAAAAAGCUAGUAACAUACAGGAACAGCUGGAAUCGGUAGAAGAAGAAAAGAUGCAGAUGACUUUAAAACUGGAGAGUUUACAAAGCGAGUUUCAGGAAAAUCCACUGGACAAUGAGAGGGCUAAGUUGGAGGAGGAAUGUGAAGUGCUCAGAGCCACAGUGAAUGAUUUGGCCGAUGAACGUCUAAACAUGCAAGAAGAAUUGAGAGAUGUUGGGGUCAAAAUUGAACAACUGCCUGUACUGAAGGGAAAAUACGAGGAACUCCUACAAGAAAAAGAAUCUCUUUUAAAUGAAAUCUCCUCAUUGAAAGAGGAGGGGAAAGCAGAAGUGGAAAUACAGGAAUUAGAGUUGCAGAAACUCAGAGAGAAAGCUAAUGCUUUGGAGGAAAAACUGGACCAGGUGGAAGAAGAGAAAACUGAUUUGACUUCAAAACUUGAGAACUUACAAAGUGAGGAUCACAAUACAUUAGCAGUCAAUUCUAUGUCAAAGUUGGAGGAGGAAUGUGAAAGGCUGAGGGAGACAAUUAGACAACUGAAGGAAGAAAAGUUGCCAUCUAAAACAGAGGAAGCCGAUUCCAAUGAAGCCAUUCAAAAAUUACAGGAAGAAUGUUCUGCUCUUAAACUUCAGAUAGAGAAACUAGAAUCUGAGAAAGAUAAGUCAUUGGAAGAAACGGACACUGAAAGUAACAAGAAUGCUACACUAGAGGAGGAAUAUGAAAUACUACGAAUCACAGUAAAGGAUUUGAUCGAUGAACGCCUGGAUAUGCAGGAUGAAUUGACUGAGGCGGGAAUGAAAAUUGAACAACUUCCCAUUUUGAAGGAGAAAUGCGAGGAACUUGUGCAAAAAAAUGAUUCACUUCUGACAGAAAUCUCUUUACUUAAAGAAGGAAAAUCAGGAACAGAAAUGCAAGAAGUUGAGUUGCAGAUUCUCAGAGAAAAAGCCAACAGUCUGCAAGAACAGCUGGAAUCAGUAAAAGAAGAAAGGCAUAGUUUAAUUUCGAGAUUAGAGACCUUGCAAAGUGAACUUGAGAACAAAAAUGUGGACAAUGCAAUGGCUGCUUUAGAAGAGGAAUGUGAAAUACUUCGGGCCACCGUGAAGGAUUUGGCUGAUGAACGUCUCAAUAUGCAGGAUGAAUUGAAAGAUGUUGGCCACAAAAUUGAGGAACUGCCCAUGCUGAAGGAGAAAUGUGAGAAACUUUUGCAAGAAAAGGAAUCACUCAUAGAAAUGUCUUUGAAGAAGGAAAAUGCAGGACCGGAGAUGCAAGAGGUGGAAUUGCAGAUUCUCAGAGAGAAAGCUAGUCACUUACAAGAACAGCUUGAAUUGGCAGAAGAAGAGAAAAACAGUUUGAUCUCUAGAGUGGAGAGCCUACAAAAUGAGAGUCCAGAAAAACCUGUGGAGGAAUGUGAAAGGUUAAGAGAGACUAUAAGACUGCUUGAGGAAGAAAAUGCAUCUUCUAAAACGCAGGCUGCUGAUUCCAAUGAUGUCUUACAAAAAUUACAGGAAGAAUGCUCAGUUCUCAAACUUCAGGUAGAAAAAAUUGGAACUGACAGAGGUGAGUCAGUGGAAAGAACAGACAAUGACAAUAACAAGAUAGCUACCCUGGAGGGAGAAUGUGAAGUACUUCGAGCCACAGUAAAAGAUUUGGCAGAUGAAUGCCUCAAUAUGCAGGAAAAAUUGACAGGCAUUGAACAACUGCCUAUUUUGAAGGAGAAAUAUGAGGAACUUGUGCAAGAAAAAGCUGCACUUUUAAGUGAAAUAUCGUCUUUGAAGGAAGAGGGGGAAACAGAACUUGAUAAACCAGAACUAGAGCUGCAGAAUCUUAGAGAGAAAGCAAGUAGUUUGCAGGAACAGCUAGAACUAGCAGAAGAAGAGAAAACCAGUUUGAUUUCAAGGCUGGAGAACAUAAAAACUGAGUGUCAGGAACAACCCAAAGACAGUGUUGUGACUGUGAUGGAAGAGGAAUGUGAAAGGUUGAGAGAGACUGUUAAAAAGCUUGAGGAACAAAAUCUGCCUCCAAAAACAGAGGCAGCCGAUUCCAAUCAAGCCAUGCAAAAAUUACAAGAAGAAUGUUCUAUUCUGAAACUUCAAAUAGAGAAACUAGAAUCUGAGAGAGUUCAGUCAGUGGAAGGGUCAGACACUGAAAAUAACAAGAUUGCUACACUGGAGGAGGAAUGUGAAAUACUUCGAGCCACAGUGAAGGAUUUAGCUGAUGAACGUCUUAACAUACAGGAUGAAUUGACAGAUGCUGGGGUUAAACUUGAACAAGUUCCCAUUCUAAAGGAGAAAUGUGAGGAACUUGUGCAAGAGAAAGAAUCCCUUCUCGUGGAAAUUUCUUCUAUGAAGGAGGAAAGGAAUAAUACCAAAUCAGAGAUGCAAGAAAAAUGUGAAAAAUUUGAACAAACAAACAAUUUGCUUACUGCAGAAAUUUCCCAUUUAAAGCAGACUAAUAUGUCACUGGAGGUAGAAAAGACAGAAAAUGUCAGCAGUUUGCAACAGCAGCUUGAAGAGGUAUUGGGAGAAAAAGUACAUUUGAAAUCUUGUUUAGAGGUUUUAGAAAAAGACUGUAAGGAAAAACAAAUAGCAGAGGAGAAAUAUGUAGGCCUCAAAGGCAAGGUGAAGGACUUGACUGAUGAGUGCCUUAACUUACAGAAAGAAAUUACUGAUCUAGGAGUCAAAGCGGAGCAGGUACCUAUUCUGAAGGAGAAAUGUGAGGAACUUGUGCAAGAAAAGGACUUGCUUAUCCAGGAAGUUUCGUCAUUGAGGGAGGGAACAACAAAAAUGGAAAGACAGUCAUUCGAGGUAAGGAAUCUAGGGGAGAAAGUCAGUAAUUUACAACUUCAACUGGAACAGUCCGAACAAGAGACUCUUCAUCUGAACUCUCAAUUAAAACAAUUAGAAACAGAAAGACAUGAAAAAACAGUGGAAAUUGAAACAUGUAAGAGUUGUUAUGAAUCUCUCGCACUGGAAAAGAAAUACUUAGAUGAAAAAGUAGAAAAUCUGGGCAGAGAACUUGCUGAGAGAAUCAGUCAACAAAAUGCUGAAAGUGGACGAGUUUGUGUCCUUUUGGAAGAGAUGAGUGACAUGCAGGAGAACAUUUCCCAGUCUGAAAAGGAAAGGAAUGAAAUGGAGAUGAAACUCGAGAAAUCCAUAAGUGAACUGCAAGUGACACAGAAUCAGGAACGGGAAAAUGCUAUUUGUGCAAAGAACAAUGAAAUAGACCAACUUAAAGCAGAGAUAUCUACGUUGAAGGUUCAGAUGGAGAUGGAGCCUUCACAGCAGGGAUUGUCCUGCUCAGUCAACAUGGAUACCUCAACACCAUGGGCUGAAGAAAAAAUGGAAUUAUUGAAGAAGAUUGAUGUCUUGAAAAUUGAAAGAGUGAAGCAUGCUCGUCUGAUGUCUGAAGUGAAUAAAAUAAAAGAAGACAAAAAGAUGUUAAUUUCCUACUGUAACGAUCUUGAAAAGCAACAGCAGAAAGCUGUGGAUGAGUCGGACAUGGGGAAAAAGCUGAAGGCAGCCGAGGCAGACGCAGACAAAUACUACGAUCUGCAUAACAAGCAACAGACUCAGAUUGAAGAACAGAAGAACCUACUCAGCAAAUCCCAGACAGACAUGGAAAACAUGAAGGCACAGUUCAGAGAAACAGAGAAAAAACUGACAGAAAUGCAACAAACCACUGCCAAGCAAUGGGAAGAGAUUGGAGAAAAGAAGAUGGAAAUAUUCUCCCAGAAUCGAACCAUUGAAGAAUUUGAAGCAAAAAAACAAAAACUCGUCCAGCAAUAUGAGGAAACGAUCGAUAUGAAAGACAACAGGAUCAAGAAACUGCAAGUAGAGAUCAGACGUAGAGACGCAGAAACCUCAUACAUGGAACCAUCAUCCAAAGCCCAGAAGGGGGACAACUCUACAUCAAAGGAGAACAUGCCCGGGGGUGUGGUGGACCAAUAUAAUGUCUUCAUGCUGGAAGCUAAAAAUCUGCGCCUGGAGAGGGAGGUCACUAAGCUAAAUAAAAGGUUAAAGGCUGUAGAGGACAACCCUGUCACCAAACCUUGUAGCUGUCCCUUCCAGGAACUCAGUGCCAAGUUUGAGCAGCAGAGUGGGGAGAAGCAGAGACUCCAGAAAGAGUUUGAUGAGUUGAAAAAGAAACAUAUAAUUAAAGUUGGCAGUCGAGAAAUUGAUACGAGUACAAUCAAUGUACCUGAUGUGAAGGUCCCGACAGCUAACCCUACAGAAUACUCUCGCCACGACGACCAACUACUCUCCGAAAGUAAACGUAGACCCAACACAAAUUACCCCAGGAAACCAUUUUCAGACAAUGAAUGUAAACAGCAGUAGGAUAUUCCGAUGUUGAUCUGGCAGCUGUAUUUAGGACAGCUGUCUCAGGAGGCACACCUAGGGAGCCACCUCCUGCCAAGUUUUGUGUUUCUUCACAAAUAGCAAUUGUUUCCCUAAGGAUGAAAUUUUACAUCAGCAUUUGUAGUGAAAAAUUAAAACGUUGACUUCAGAUUCAUUACUUCAUGAUACAUCUAUCCUCUCUGUCUGUCUUUCUAUCUUUCACUCUGAAAUGGGACAAAGUUUUGAAAAGGUUCAUUACAUUACAUUACAUUAUAAAAAAAAAUGCUGUACCAGGUAAUUAAUAAUUUGUUAGCCUUCAAAUAACCUUUUGUGGUAGGUCAAUAGUGAAAAGCUAGUGAGAAUUGAUUUGAAAUCAAUUGUGCAUAGAAAUUGGAAUGGAUCCCCCUUCUGUAUACCAGGACAUUUUUGCCCAAACUUUUAUCCUUCACUUGUCAAACCUAUACUGGCUUGAUGUAAAUUUGCCCUCCUUAUGCAAUUACAUGUACUAUACUUAAUAUGCUGUGAACUAAUAGUUAUUUUCAUGUUAAUUAGCCCUUAUAAGGGAGGGCGAAAAUAUCAAAUGUUAAACUGUGGCAAAAAUUUCUCUGUAUACAGUCUGACAGUCAUAUUCAACAUUGUUUUUUUAAAAAUAUGGAAAGAACCUCCUAUUUAUUAUGCAAGACUAAUAUCUAUAUGAUAUAUACAGCUCUGCCAAUAAGUAGAGUAUAUCAUAUUACAUGAUAUAGACCCCUUUGGUAAGAAAGUGUGAUGAAUGGUCUAUGGCUAUGAGCCUCAGAUUAUGAUACAGUACUAAUUAACCCUGAUAUUAUCAGUCGGUGGAGGUAGGUGUUUUCCACCUAUUAAAUGAUACAGAAACCUUUGGUGAGAAAGUGUGAUGAAUGGUCUAUGGCUGUAAGCCUCAGAUUAUGAUACAGUACUAAUUAAUCCUGAUAUUAUCAGUCCGUAGAGGUAGGUGUUUUCCACCUAUUAAAUAAUACAGAAACCUUUGUUAAGAAAGUGUGAUGAAUAAUGAUAUGUGACUGUGAGCAAAAAAUAAAUUAUUUAUCCUGGUUCAAAUGCUGUUAAGGAAGCUUUGAUCAUUUGUUUAUGUGCGUUAGAAAAAAAUGGUUGUCACAUAUUUGAAUGAAGAACUUUUUAAGCCUGAGAAGUUAACUGUAUAAAUAAAGCACACAAUUCUAUCAUAUGUAUGAGAAGUUGUUGGAAUUGUUGAAUUCUGUGUUUACAAUGUGAUUAUGAAUUCAAAGAGAUUGACCGUUUUUUUUGGGGAAUCAUCUUCAUAAAAAUGUAUUGUGUACUACAGAAAGGCUAACUAAGUGUUAAAAGGGAGAUGACAUCCACACAUUACAAGCACAGUUUUGUGUAGGGUAGCAUACAUCUUUAAGCUCUUGAUUUCUUUAGUAUAUCCUCAGUCUUUUUUGUCUGUAAUGCAAAAUGUUAAUGAAUUUAGAGUCUUUGUUGUAAAAACAUACCUGGUAGGGAUGAUUCUUCACAAUAGCCAGUCAAUCUCUUCAAUAUAUUAGAGCAGUUUUGAAAUGUUCAGAUUAAUUUGUACCUCGGAAGAAAUGAAACAGGUGUUUGAUUGACAUUUUUUUAUCUGUUAUUUAUCAAUGUGUUACAAGUUCACAUUAGGUUUACCUAGUUUUAAUAGAUGUUCAAAUAAGAGUGGAUGAAAAUUUGAUGAUAUGACUUUUAUAUACAAAGGAAUAAAACAUUCAAAAAG